Colletotrichum lupini is the source of this 1362-nucleotide messenger RNA. RefSeq names its product YjeF. Bases 1 to 1362 code for a protein of 453 amino acids. The record is from RefSeq and is a predicted model, not a curated record. Gene Ontology annotation, cellular component: mitochondrion. Gene Ontology annotation, molecular function: NAD(P)HX epimerase activity. NCBI's taxonomy places the organism in Eukaryota, Fungi, Ascomycota, Sordariomycetes, Glomerellales, Glomerellaceae. The transcript has 9 exons.
AUGCUCGACGUUGCACCUUUUGAAUUCUUUGCCUGGACCGAUAAGAUUUCCCGUCAAAUGCUGAACCUACCGCAGGAGAUGUGGGAGGACGAUAUCGAGUUUGACCUACAUUGGAUCACCGAGGACGGCAAACCGGCCCAGAUGAAGAGCAGAGCUCAGAUUCAGCCAACCGACUCCUUUGAGUCUUGUCCACCCUUGGAUAUCGCACUCAUGGGAGCUCAUGACCUGAAGUACAAGACCAGCGAAGCCGAGCUCGCCUUCAUCCGCAAGGUUUACGAGCAGUGCAGCGCCUUCUUGACCAUCUGUGGUGGUAUGUUCCCGCUUCUCGAGGCUGGCCUUCUGGCUGGUAAGACGGCGACUUGCCCCCGCAUGAUUGUCUCUGCCAUGAAGAAGAGUAUUCCGGUCGUCGAUUGGGUUGAGACUCGUUGGGCACAUGACGGGAAGCUGUGGACUUCGAGCUCGCUGCUGAAUGGCACCGAUAUGAUGCGGGCUUUUGCUGAGGCUACGUGGGGAGGGAAGACCAACAAUGGAACAUCUCGAACCGUCACCCCAACCUCACGUCAACUCUCUGGAGUCGUCAGAAACUAUCCUGAAGCCUCAAACGUCAACAUCACAAAUUUCAAGCAGAAGUAUCUUGGAAACGCCAACAACAUGUCCCUCAGAACUAUCGGCGCAAAGGCGGCCGCGGCCUUGGACAAGGACCUCAUGAGCACCGGUGCCUUCUCAAUCGACCAGCUCAUGGAGCUUGCCGGACUAUCCGUGUCACAAGCGAUCUAUCGCGUUCACCCUCCUAGUCGAGGUCUGAACAUUCUUGUUGCAUGCGGCCCCGGUAACAACGGUGGCGAUGGCCUAGUGGCUGCCCGACACCUUUGUCACUAUGGCUACAAGCCCACUAUCUACUAUCCCAAGCGGAGCAAGAAUGAUUUGUAUCAGCGGUUGGCGCAGCAGUUGGUGGACUUGGACGUUGCGUUCGUCGACGAUUUCCUCACGGCGGCGAAAACUACUGAUCAUAUCGUUGACGCUAUCUUCGGGUUCAGCUUUUCUGGAGAGGUCCGGGAGCCUUUCCCCGCGGUGAUCAAGGCGCUCGAGGAAACAAAGCUGCCGGUCACUUCGGUUGACGCCCCAUCAUCGUGGGAUAUCGAAAAUGGCCCGCCCGAGUCCGGCCCCGGGAGUUCGUUCCAGCCUGAGGUCCUUGUCAGCCUGACAGCACCAAAGCCACUGGUGAAGCAUUUCAAAGGACGGCACUUCAUCGGCGGAAGAUUCGUAUCGCCGGGCAUUGCUGAAAAAUUCAAUUUGGAAAUUCCGCAGUACGAAGGCAUCGACCAGGUGGUGGAAGUUGAUAAUAACGGCCAGAAGCUGUAA